AUGGCAAGUGGAUACUCGCAGGAGCUAAUAACGCCGCAGUCGAUGCGGAACCAUCCACAGUGGGAAUUGGAGAGCGUCUUUGAGCAAUCACCAACGAGGCAGUCCUAUUAUCCGGUGUCAACUAAAAGCCGUGCUGUAUUUAGCCUCAAGUACUUGCAUGAUGCAGAAAUGUGGACAGAUGACUUUCAGAGCACUGAAUCAGCAGACGCGCUGUUGGAACAGACGCGUUGGUUUGUGCAGGCGCGCGCGAACCUGCAGGUGUUGCGUGAGAGCUUCGCCCACACACCCAGUCGGGACAUGAGCCCUGAGCUGCUGGGCUUCCUCAUUCAAGUCAUGCAGCUGAGCGAAGGCUACGGCAAGGUGGCAUCACCAACAGCAUCCACCUACGACGAUUUAGAGGGAAGUCAAGUGACUAUGAUCAUUCCCUUCUCAUGGCUGAAACUUUUGGAGGUAAAAUCCCAAUACUAUCAGGCGCAAAUCAACCACAAACUCGCCAUUGUCCUCAUUUGCCUUGCUACCAAUGGAAAAAUGCCUGACGCUGGACCAUUUGAGGUGAAGCCCUUGCCGGUAGAGGGGCUCUUCUCAAACGACGGGUUUCUUGAUGCCGAAGUCGGCAGGCAACUAAACGAGCUCUUUGUGAUCCUGAGGCCCUACAUUAAACUGCAUCGGCAAACCCCGCGAGCUAGCCGUAGGCACCCCCAUCACCGACGUCGACGUUACCGGUCCAUUAUGAAUAACGACGCCCCACGUCCAGUGUCACGAAUUAAACGCACCCUCUCCAGCCUCUCUCUCAGUGGUUUGGGCCGAGGCAAGUCGCGUGCUUCCGAAGACCUCACCUACUUUAGCGACCGUUCGUCCUCGCUAAGCAUGCGCUCUGGAUACUCCUCAGACUCGGCCUUCUCCAUGCCAAAUUUGGCAGGGAUUGGAGGUGAUUUGGAGGGCGAACUGGUGGCCCCACCCUCCAACCGCAAAGACGCCCACCUCCUCGGCCGGGUCUGCCUGGCUGAGGCGCUGUCCUGGGCGCAGAUGGCUCUCCAGUCCAUUGAACAGUCCUCUGAUCUCAACCGCGAAGCAAAUUUGAAGGCCUUUGUUAGCAAAGAUGUGGACAUGUGGGCGGAACAACUGGAUCGCUUAACAAAGGGUAACAGCAACUCCAACACAGUUCCUGUCAAAAAACCACGCAAGAAAUGGUUGUUCGGAGCGAAGUCCUUCAACCGAUCCUCCUCGAAUGUGGACACCGCAAGUGUUAUCUCCACCACCUCCACUAUGAGUAAGAAGUCACUGAGCGCUGCCGCUGCUGCAAAAAAAGCCGAAGGAAAUCCUUGGUCGGCGCCCACCUUCCUACCUGCUGAAAUCGAGUUGCCUAAAAAUUUGAGUUACAAUGUGCUUAAGAGCGGGAAGAAUAUGUUAACAAAGGGCGAAGAUCCCUUCCGCGAUCUGGGACCCUUAAGGUACUUCAACGCGCAAAAGCGAUGGUCGCAGCCCUAUACGGUGCAGCUGGCUCGUGAUGAAAAAGUCGUUUAUGGCUUCAGCAUUCAAGGUACCGGCCCAGUGGAGAUCCUCGGUGUGGAUGCGGAUACUCCAGCCAGCGAAAAUGGAAUGCGCACCGGUGACCUCGUGGUGAGCAUCAACGGCAUGGAUGCGCGCUUCAUGACGCACAAUGAGGCGGUAGCGGCCAUCCGCUUCGGCGUUGAAGGCUACGACCGGGCAAUCCGAGCCCAAGCCGCAGCUGCUGCUGCCAACGAAGUUGGUGAAAAUGGGGAGGCCGCGGCCCCUGUCACCUUCCCUCUUGAAGUGGACGUUGUGAAACUCACUCUACUGCGCCCUAUCCCACCCGAACCAAAGCCUGUGUCUCGCAGACCCUCUAUCUACCUCGCCACGCCAGAUACGCCUGCACGUGAACCAAUUACCCCUAAGAUAACAGGAAAGGGUGGUGGUGGUGGUGAUGGCAGUAAUAGUGCAUGCAUGCAACAGCGUGUCCUCGUGGAGCACAUCGCCGUGGAAACCAAAGUCUCAAAUCCUAACUCAUGA
Echinococcus granulosus is the source of this 2031-nucleotide messenger RNA. RefSeq names its product Rhophilin-2. Lineage: Eukaryota; Metazoa; Platyhelminthes; Cestoda; Cyclophyllidea; Taeniidae. Bases 1 to 2031 code for a protein of 676 amino acids. Gene Ontology annotation, biological process: negative regulation of stress fiber assembly. The transcript is spliced from 8 exons. Gene Ontology annotation, molecular function: protein binding. The record is from RefSeq and is a predicted model, not a curated record.